Herpailurus yagouaroundi (jaguarundi) is the source of this 631-nucleotide messenger RNA. It is a transcript of the gene CUNH19orf25, whose product is annotated as chromosome unknown C19orf25 homolog. The record is from RefSeq and is a predicted model, not a curated record. Lineage: Eukaryota; Metazoa; Chordata; Mammalia; Carnivora; Felidae. The transcript is spliced from 2 exons. Bases 1 to 432 code for a protein of 143 amino acids.
AUGCUUCAAGUGCUCGAGAACCACGCCUGGCUGGCGGCUGGUUCUGUACUGGACAGCUCACCUGCAGGGCUUUCCGCCAUCCAGAAUGUUCUGGCAGGUGGGGCACAACUGGUGUUCAUCCCCGUCCUGCAGCUGCUUCUCGGAAGGCUGCUUGAGCCCCGGGCCCCCAGCAUCCUGACGCCGGGGUGCUGUGUGCCGUCCCCAGACUCCCCAGGCCUCUCCGGGAGGGCGGAGGACGCGGAGGCCCAGCAGCAGCAGCUUUACCGGCAGAGCCGCGCCUACGUAGCCAUGAAUCAGCGUCUGCAGCGGGCGGGCGACGGGCUGAAGCAGAAGCGUGAGGACCUGUGGCGGGCCGGCGAGGGGCUGGAGCGGGAAGUCCGCCUGCUGAAGCAGGGGGCGCCCCCAGGGGCCGUGGCCGCCUCCUUGGGCUGACUGGCCCACCAGCUCGCCUUAGCGCGCACCCCGGCAGGGCGCCCCGCGGCUCACCGGCACCUUUGGUCCCCCCCCCCCCCCCCCCCGAGACACCUGACCCGGCACGCCUCAGACGCGGGCCCCUGGGUCGCAUGGCCCGGGCUCGCCCCCGGGGCCCGGAGACCCCGGGGCCCACAGCCUGCGUGGGGGGUGACAGACA